AUGGAGUUCGAGGAUGCGCCCCGCUACGGCGGACCCCAGGCCGAUGAGGCUGAUGACAAAGCCGCCAAGCGCGAGGAGCUCGAGCGCAAGAAGGCCGAGGUCCGAAAGCGGCUCGAGGAGUCCGGCAAGGCCGGCAAGAAGCAGAAGAAGGGUUUCUUGACGCCGGAAAGGAAGAAGAAGCUCAGGAAAUUGCUCAUGAUGAAGGCGGCCGAGGAUUUGAAGCAGCAGCAGUUGAUGAAGGAGCAGGAGCGACAAAAG
Mesorhabditis spiculigera is the source of this 258-nucleotide messenger RNA. The record is from the annotation of a GenBank genome assembly. Lineage: Eukaryota; Metazoa; Nematoda; Chromadorea; Rhabditida; Rhabditidae.